AUGCUUGCGUUAUUAGCGCUUUUGUCUCUAAUCACUUAUGCUGUGUCUAUCCCCGUUGAUAACGGUGUAGAAGGUGAACCAGAAAUCGAAUGCGGUCCCACAUCCAUCACUGUUAAUUUCAACACACAAAAUCCAUUCGAAGGACACGUUUAUGUAAAAGGAUUAUAUGAUCAACAAGAAUGCCGCAAUGAUGAAGGUGGCAGACAAGUAGCUGGAAUCGAAUUACCAUUUGAUUCUUGCAAUGUAGCCAGAACACGUUCACUAAAUCCACGUGGAAUCUUUGUGACUACAACUGUUGUCAUUUCAUUCCAUCCAUUAUUCGUAACAAAAGUUGAUCGUGCUUAUCGCGUACAGUGCUUCUACAUGGAAGCCGACAAAACUGUAAGCACUCAAAUUGAAGUGUCCGAAGUAACAACUGCUUUCGCUACACAAAUUGUACCAAUGCCUGUGUGCCGAUACGAGAUUUUGGAUGGCGGACCAUCCGGACAACCAAUUCAAUUUGCCACCAUUGGUCAACCGGCAUACCAUAAAUGGACUUGUGAUUCUGAAACUGUAGAUACAUUCUGUGCCGUAGUACAUUCCUGCUUUGUUGAUGAUGGAAACGGUGACAAAGUUGAAUUGCUGAAUGCUGAUGGUUGUGCUUUGGACAAAUAUCUUCUCAAUAACCUAGAAUAUCCCACAGAUUUGAUGGCUGGGCAAGAAGCUCAUGUGUACAAAUACGCUGAUCGAUCGCAAUUGUUCUAUCAGUGCCAAAUUAGCAUAACUAUCAAAGAACCCAACAGUGAUUGUCCACGACCUCAAUGCCCUGAACCAGAAGGAUUUGGUGCAACAAGAACUCAAACAGGCGCUGCUGCAUCUCGACAAGCUGCAGCUUUCAGAGUACUCAAAAAACGAGAUGUGAAUAAUGAAAAUAUUGUUGACGUUCGUACUGACCUUAGUGCUUUGGAUAUUAAUGAAGAAUUCGCCUCAUUGCCCAGUUCAUUGCGUCAUCGACUUCAAUCACAUUCAUUGGGGCACCCAGUUGUUAUUGCUACAAUGAAUCAAGGCAUUUGCAUGUCAGUAACCGGAUUUACCAUCACUAGUAUGCUUGCUUUCUUGCUGUUCAGCGUCAUUCUCGUUGUGGCAGUCACAUUAUUACGAUCCAAAUCUGGAAAAGUCUAA
Messenger RNA from Thelazia callipaeda (thelaziosis nematode), 1161 nucleotides. The record is from the annotation of a GenBank genome assembly. Lineage: Eukaryota; Metazoa; Nematoda; Chromadorea; Rhabditida; Thelaziidae.